Trifolium pratense (red clover) is the source of this 1403-nucleotide messenger RNA. RefSeq names its product vitellogenin-1. The record is from RefSeq and is a predicted model, not a curated record. The transcript has a single exon. Bases 459 to 1271 code for a protein of 270 amino acids. Lineage: Eukaryota; Viridiplantae; Streptophyta; Magnoliopsida; Fabales; Fabaceae.
UAGUAAAUUGGUCUCUCUCUCUCUCUCUCUCUCUCUCUCUCUCUCUAGAUAAUUUGAAACCCCUCAAAAGAGUUAUCCUUUUGUAGGCUUUCGGUGAUUGGUUUCAACUACUUGCACUCACUUUACCCUGUUUUCUUUCUCUCCUUUUAACCUUUCAUAAACAGAUCACAAAGAAAAGGAUCUAAUGCAAUCUUACUCCUACCAUAAUGCUAAUCCUCCUAGCCCCGCAUCAUUGUUCCUUCACUUUCACAUGAACACAAACCACUCCACCAAAACCUAAAUAAAGCUGCAAUUUUCUGACUUCUCAAUCCCCAUAAUUCCCAACACAUAACACACACUGUCUCUUUCACUCCAAACCUAUUACCAUUUCAAACCUUAAAUUUCAAAAUACUUCAAACUCCAUCACAAAAUCCAACACUUUUUUCAAAAAACAGAGUUCCCCUGUUCAGAAACAGAGCAUGGCAAUUGAAGUUUGUACUGAAAUAUCCAACAGCCCAGGAAUCAGUCCACGAAUCUCAUUCUCACAUGAUCUGAAAAACUCAAACGGUUCAAUACCGGUCGAAGAUUGUCAUCUUCGAUCAGAUUUACGUCUCUUAGAUUCAACCUCCGAUUUUGUUUUCUCCAUCACUAAUGGUUUAUCUCAACAACUAUCUUCAGCUGACGAACUUUUCUCCAAUGGAAAGAUCGUUCCAAUGGAGAUAAAGAAAGUUAUCUCCAAUGGAAAGAUCUUUCCAAAGAAGAAAAGUUCGUCAGCUGAUAAAUUCUUUGAGCCUCUUCAGAAAACUACCGUAAAGAAGAGGCUCAAAGAAUUCUUAUCAGAUGAAACUGAUAACGAAGAAGAAAGACCGUCAUUAUCAUCAUCAUCAUCCAAGUAUUUCUGGAAAUUCAAAAGAAGUAGUAGUUUGAAUUUCGAUACAACUGGUCGAAAUAGCUUGAUUCGUUCAUUGCAGUUCUUAUCAAGGAGCAACUCAACUGGUUCAGCGCCGAAUCCGAAGCAAGCAGAGCUUCAAAGAGAAAGACAGAAGCAGAAGUUGCAGAAACAGUCAUCUGUUUCAAGUAGUAGAAGAUCUUCUUCAUCAUCUUCAACUUCAAGUACAUAUUAUUUCUAUAAUUCAUCUAAUAAAUCUUCGUUAAAGAAAUGUUCUAGUAAUGGUGUUAGAAUUAGUCCUGUUUUGAAUCUACCUCAAGCAUAUAUUCCUAAAGUUACUGCAAAUUUUUUUGGAUUUGGUUCAUUGUUUUGUAAAGGAAAAAUUAAAAGAAAGAAGAAAUAGAUGAGAUAAUUUGUUUUGUUUUAAUAUUUAUUUAUUUAUUUGAUUUUAAAUUUAUCAUUCAUGAUCUAAUAGAAUCCUAUGGUUUUGGUUCAUGUAUUAUAUCAUGUGAGGCUAACUAAUAAUUCUUGGAUA